Messenger RNA from Loxodonta africana (African savanna elephant), 2186 nucleotides. RefSeq names its product olfactory receptor 10S1-like. The record is from RefSeq and is a predicted model, not a curated record. Gene Ontology annotation, cellular component: membrane. Gene Ontology annotation, molecular function: olfactory receptor activity; G protein-coupled receptor activity. The coding region runs from base 1218 to 2186 and encodes 322 amino acids. NCBI's taxonomy places the organism in Eukaryota, Metazoa, Chordata, Mammalia, Proboscidea, Elephantidae. The transcript has a single exon. Gene Ontology annotation, biological process: G protein-coupled receptor signaling pathway.
UAUUCAAUUAAGGUUCAAAAGUAGAAAGUCGUGGUGAGAUCAGGGAGAGAUCAGGGCAAAAUGAGGAGAAGAAGAGACAAACUGCAUCCCCAGGGAAGAGGACUUUCUUUAGAGUACUGCAGGAGUUAAGAGUUUUUCAUUAUAAUUGAGACAGUUUACAGAUAACUGUGACUAGCAGACUGAGAUACACUUUACGCUUUAGUCAGUGGAGACUAAUAAAGGGGAGAAAUGAAUCACAUAUGUUGCUUAAAGACUGACAAAGCAGUUGAAUGCAGAAUCCUUUGUUAGAUUAGAAGAGUGAUUGACAGAUGGGACAUAAGGGACCACUGUGAAAAUCUAGGUAAAAAAUAAUCAAAGGUAGGGUUAGGAAACAUCGUGGUGAUUGAAAAGAAAACAGAAAAGGCAGUUCAAGAGCAUUUGUACAUACUUCAACAUCUAAUUAGAUUUAGAAGGUAAGAGAUGAGAAAAAAUCAAAGAGAACUUUUUACUUUCAAUUCUGGCCCAAUGGAACGGCUCAACCAAAAGCAUAAGUGGACAAUUCCUAGAAGGUUAAGGUGAUGAAGUUUUACAGGACAAGCAUGGAAUAUACUGCACAAUUUAUCCUGAUAAUUAUUCAGUCAACUCUCCAAGGCCUCAUUGUCGUACACUGGAGGGCUGUUGGUAGUUGAAAUUUCUAAGAACUCCCGAUGGAGGAAGGAAGUGUGGGACUGCCCUGUUCCUGGCUGAUGUAAUAGGACUAAAAACUCUAGACAAGGUCCUCAGAAGAUAAGAACCUGCCUACCCACAUCUGCAGCAUGGCAGAACCAAUUAGGAGGACAGGGACAUCACAAUCCUGGAACAUAUGAAAAAUAUAUAGAUACUCAACGGGAGCGUGAUUCGUAAUGCAUGCUUAUAUUGCCAUUUUUAAGAGGUGCAUUUCUCCAAAUAAUCCUGACAGUGCUUUAUGUACCUCACAAACAUUGUAGAUAUCAUAUUGCAGAGAUUCAUUAGGAAGGAAUGAGUCUUUCAACAUGAAAUAGGUAGCAAGAAAGCACUAAAAGAGGACGAAACAGUGAAAUAAUACUGUGUAUCUUUCUCCCACUGAGUGAGCAAGACCAAGAUGGCUUGGCCCAAUGAUUAACACUAUUUCAAGAGAGGUAAAUGCCUAUCUAUUAUUUAUUAUUAUUGUUGUUAACAGUUUUGCUGCAAGGAGUUAACUAACCACUGUUUGUGAGUAAAUGACGGUGAAAACAGAAUACCCCAACCAAACUAUGGUGAACUACUUCUCCCUGGAGGGUCUGAUGUACACAGCUGAACAUCCUGCCCUCUUCUUCCUCCUCUUCCUCCUUAUCUACAGCAUCACUAUGGCUGGGAAUCUCCUCAUUCUCAUAACUGUGGGCUCUGACCCUCAUCUCCGCUCCCCCAUGUACCACUUCCUUGGGCACCUUUCCUUUCUGGAUGCAUGUUUGUCUACAGUGACAGUGCCCAAGGUAAUGGCAGGUCUUCUGACUCUGGAUGGAAAAGUGAUCUCUUUUGAGGGCUGUGCUGUCCAACUUUACUGCUUCCACUUCCUGGCCAGCACUGAGUGCUUCCUGUACACUGUCAUGGCCUAUGACCGUUACCUGGCUAUCUGUCAACCCCUGCAACACCCAGUGACCAUGAACAGGCAAAUGUGUGCAGGGCUGGCUGGGAUCACCUGGGCCAUAGGUGCUGUUCACUCUGCAAUCCAUACCUCCCUCACCUUUUGCCUGCUCUACUGUGGACCUCACCACAUUGCCUACUUCUUCUGUGAUAUCCCCCCUGUGCUGAAGCUAGCCUGUGCAGACACCACCAUCAAUGAGAUUGUCAUCCUUACCAACAUAGGCAUUGUGGUCACAGGCUGUCUGAUCCUCAUCGUCAUAUCCUACGUCUUCAUUGUGGCUGCUGUGUUGCGGAUCCGCACAGCUGAGGGCCGGCAGCGUGCCUUCUCCACGUGCACUGCACACCUCACAGUGGUGCUUUUGUACUACAUGCCACCUGUGUGUAUCUACCUGCAGCCUGGCUCCAGUGGGGCAGGAGGUGGGGCCCCUGCUGUCUUCUGCACAAUGGUCACUCCUAUGCUCAACCCUUUCAUUUACACUCUGCGGAACAAGGAGGUGAAGCGAGCUCUGAAAAGGCUUUUGUGCCAAGGCUCCCAGGAGUCUGCAGCCAGCAUCCCAGCCCCCUAA